This is a messenger RNA of Cucumis sativus (cucumber), 1056 nucleotides long. RefSeq names its product sm-like protein LSM1B. The record is from RefSeq and is a predicted model, not a curated record. The transcript is spliced from 5 exons. Gene Ontology annotation, molecular function: RNA cap binding. The coding region runs from base 443 to 829 and encodes 128 amino acids. Gene Ontology annotation, biological process: deadenylation-dependent decapping of nuclear-transcribed mRNA. Lineage: Eukaryota; Viridiplantae; Streptophyta; Magnoliopsida; Cucurbitales; Cucurbitaceae. Gene Ontology annotation, cellular component: Lsm1-7-Pat1 complex; P-body.
AGAUUUAAUCUAAAAUUGCAAAGUACAAACUGAAAAACCAAAACACACAGCUGCUGGAGAGCUUCAAUCUGACGAAGCCCUAACUCCUUUUUCUUUUUGUUUCCCUUUCAAUUUUCUGUUCAAUUUCAUCUUCACUUUUACGGAAGGAAUUGAAUUGGGAUCUAAGCGCUUCCUUGUCCUUUUCAAUUCGUUCUCUUCGUGUUUGCAUUUUCUGUUUUCAAUCUUAAUCAGACGCGGAAAGUGCGUCUCUUGAAUCGUCGUUUGUUCCCAGUUCCGAGGAACUUUCUGGAUCCUGAAGAUUGUUCUUUUAGGAAAAUUUUCGAAGGAUUUGGUUGAGGAUUGGCUGGGAAUCUAAACAGCCAAUGCUAUUAGUUUCGUUUCGAGUUGAAAUAGAAAAUCGGUGAUUUUUUUUAUAUACUGGAAAAGGUGUUGGUGUUCAUCGAUGUCUUGGGCAAGCGCGGAAGAUAUCUACCUUUCAACUUCUCUUGCCAAUUACCUUGACAAGAAGGUUCUUGUACUACUUCGAGAUGGGCGGAAGCUAUUAGGGAUACUCCGUUCAUUUGAUCAAUUUGCUAAUGCUGUUCUUGAAGGGUCAUGUGAAAGGGUGAUCGUUGGUGACCUUUACAGCGAUAUUCCUUUAGGUCUCUAUGUUAUUCGAGGGGAAAACGUUGUUUUACUUGGCGAGCUGGAUUUGGAGAAGGAGGAGCUCCCUCCACACAUGACUCAUGUCUCUGCUGUGGAGAUUAAAAGGGCUCAAAAAGCAGAGAGAGAAGCUACAGAUCUUAAAGGCACAAUUAGGAAAAGAUUGGAAUUCCUUGAUCUGGAUUGAUAGUUGUUUCAAAAUCUUCGAUUUGUUAGCUCUCUCGUUUGCAAGUUCCUCUUGUUUAGCCGCUUACUCAUUAUUGCCCAGUAAGUCCAUCUGCUCUCAUAUUGGUUUGUGUAUGAACAAUUCAGAGUCUAUUUUUUUGGCCACUAGAAUCUUAACAUUAUGUUCUUGACCUUCCAUUUCUCGUGUAAUAUUUUAUUCGAUAAAUAAAAAAAACUCUUUCCUCUUAA